Molecule: messenger RNA, 1333 nt
Organism: Dalotia coriaria
Lineage: Eukaryota; Metazoa; Arthropoda; Insecta; Coleoptera; Staphylinidae
Biological process (GO): apoptotic DNA fragmentation
Cellular component (GO): mitochondrial inner membrane; nucleus
Molecular function (GO): nucleic acid binding; metal ion binding; single-stranded DNA endonuclease activity
Source: RefSeq, a predicted model, not a curated record
UCAUAUAGCAUAUAUAAGCAUUUCAGCUGAUCACACACGUAUCUACUAACAUUUGCGUAACGUUAACACGAUGUGGUGUUUUUCCCUUGUGUCUCUGUGCCUGCUGGCAACAGCAACCGCACAACGCACGUGUACAAUCUCCAUCCAGAAGGACCUCUCAUCAGCGUCGCCAUUACUCCUACGCCAAUUCCAAGUCGCACGCACCACCAACGAUGCCUACUAUCUACCUAAAAACAGAUACGGCGAUAUUGCAUUCAAUGAGAACGACAUUAUCAACUUAUCCUGUCCCAAUGGUAAAGUUAUCUUCAACGGAGGAAAUACUGGUCAAUCUAUUGUUCCGGUACGAUGCACAGGAAGCGGAAAAGUUUUUGAAGUGAUAAGCAGCAAAGCAACAGGCACAUUAUCACAAUUCAAAUGUUCUCAACCCGGACACAUCGCACGCUACACAGGAAAAUCAUGUCUCAGCGGAUUCAAAGAAAUAGAAAUUGGUUUCCAGGUAAGUUCUGCAACAUUCCUACGAGAAAUCACAGUUUGUUUCGAUUCGACAAAACAAAACGCUGCCUAUUCCGCAUACAACCUCACCAGACUGAUUAAAGGAAGUCAGUACAGCACACCACGACCGGAAUUUGAAGAUGGAAACUUCUACAACGUGGGUAAUCAUAAAGUAAAUAGUUUAUACACAAAUUACGUGCAACGUAUCAACGUUAAUAAACAACUAGGACUCGCACAAAACUCUAAAAUGUACAUUGGUAAUGGAGAUUACUACCUGAGUCGUGGACAUCUCACCGCAAAAGCUGAUUUUGUUUAUGGUAACCAACAUAAUGCUACGUUCUUCUAUGUUAAUGCAGCACCGCAAUGGCAGACAUUUAAUGGUGGAAAUUGGAACGAAGUAGAGCAAAGUGUACGUCAACUGGCAAGCGAUAGAGAUUUAGAUCUUGAAGUCUAUACCGGAACUCAUGGUGUGAUGACUUACCACAUGCAACUUCCGGAACAAACGGAAGUGUAUCUGUACAGCGAGAAUGGAAAACAAGCUAUACCUGUACCGAGAUUAUAUUGGAAAGUGGUUUAUGAUCGUAGGACCAAAGCAGGUAUAGCUCUCGUUGGUCUCAACAAUCCUUACAACAAAGCUGUUUCCGAAGAUGUGCUAUGCACAGAUGUCUGCAAUCAAUUAACAUUUAGCAUCACAUGGAACCGCACUGACCUUGUACAAGGAUACGGCUAUUGCUGUGAAGUAAAUGAACUGCGUAAAACUGUUAAAAAUAUUCCCAACAUUGCUGUUAAUUCAGUCUUAUUGUAAACUAUAACAAGAAAUAUAUUUCAUCUUAAUCUGCAA